AUGUCCACCGCGCUCGGGCUGUUCGUUCUGCUGAUGCUGGGGGGUCUGGGGGGGGCGGCGUCCCAGGUCCAGAUCUACGGGAAGUCGGUGUACGGCGGAAUGAAGAGCGGCUACGUGGGCAGGCCGGGCUCGGGAGGGCAUCUGACGCGCACUCCGAGCAAAAACACGAUCCACCGGAGUCUGGACCUGGAGGCGUUCAACCUCCACGUGACGCCCACGUCCAGCAGGAUCAGCCUGCCCACCGUCAUCCGCCUGUACCCGCCCACCGCCAAACCCCUGCACCUGCACGCCAACAUGCCGCUGCGCUUCGGACGCGCCAACGGCCCCGCCCACGACGGCUCCACCAACCCCAACAUGCCCCUCCGCUUCGGCAGGAACAGCGACCCCGCCCGCCACCAGCCCGCCAACCCCAACAUGCCGCUGCGCUUCGGCCGGGACAGCGACGCCGACCCCGACGCGACCGACCCCGACCGCGACCCGACCGCGCCGCGCCGAGGUUCGUGCGGGAGAGCGAUUCCACGUCGGGAAACACCCCCACGAUGCCCCAGAGGUUCGGCCGGGCGGGUCUGA
Messenger RNA from Boleophthalmus pectinirostris (great blue-spotted mudskipper), 570 nucleotides. RefSeq names its product neuropeptide VF precursor (gene npvf). Gene Ontology annotation, biological process: neuropeptide signaling pathway; negative regulation of gonadotropin secretion. NCBI's taxonomy places the organism in Eukaryota, Metazoa, Chordata, Actinopteri, Gobiiformes, Gobiidae. Gene Ontology annotation, molecular function: signaling receptor binding. Bases 1 to 570 code for a protein of 189 amino acids. The transcript is spliced from 2 exons. The record is from RefSeq and is a predicted model, not a curated record.